This is a messenger RNA of Equus quagga, 930 nucleotides long. It is a transcript of the gene MRPL13, whose product is annotated as mitochondrial ribosomal protein L13. The record is from RefSeq and is a predicted model, not a curated record. Gene Ontology annotation, cellular component: ribosome; mitochondrial large ribosomal subunit. The transcript has 7 exons. Bases 122 to 658 code for a protein of 178 amino acids. Gene Ontology annotation, biological process: translation; negative regulation of translation. Gene Ontology annotation, molecular function: structural constituent of ribosome; mRNA binding. Lineage: Eukaryota; Metazoa; Chordata; Mammalia; Perissodactyla; Equidae.
ACGAACAGCCGGCUGGCCUAGGAACUGUCAUGCUUGGCUUUAUGUGUUUCCCACCGGACCAGUGAUGCUGCGGGACUGGCCUGGGAUCCUGGACCAAAGACUGUCGCGCUAGUGGGGAAACAUGUCGAGUUUCUCCAGGGCGCCCCAGCAAUGGGCUACUUUUGCUCGAGUUUGGUAUCUCUUAGAUGGGAAAAUGCAGCCUCCUGGGAAACUUGCUGCUAUGGCAUCAAUUAAACUUCAAGGAUUGCAUAAACCUGUGUACCAUCAACUGAGUGACUGUGGGGAUCAUGUUGUCAUAAUGAACACAAGGCACAUUGCAUUUUCUGGAAACAAAUGGGAACAAAAAGUAUAUUCCUCACAUACUGGCUACCCAGGUGGAUUUAAACAGGUAACAGCUGCUCAGCUUCACCAGAAGGAUCCAGUGGUAAUUGUAAAACUGGCUAUUUAUGGCAUGCUGCCAAAAAACCUUCACAGAAGAACUAUGAUGCAGAGGUUGCAUCUUUUCCCAGAUGAGGACAUACCAGAAGAUAUUCUUAAGAAUUUAGUGGAAGAGCUUCCUCAACCUCGGAAAGUACCCAGACGUCUCGAUGAGUACACACAAGAAGAAGUAGAGGCUUUCCCAAGAGUGUGGUCUCCACCUGAAGAUUAUCGGCUAUAGAAGAAUGAAAGUUGCAGAAAAUAACAGUGAGGUGAUUGAAACUUUUUCCUGGUGAAUUUCUCCUAACCUCCAGGGAAGAAUGAACCAAGUGUUACAUAUUGACCAGGAAGUUGUUAUGAGUGCUGACCAUUUGUGGAGAAAGGUCAGGAAAGGAUAUUCCUCCCAUAGGAAAUUGCAAUAAAAUACAUUAUUUUAUAGAAUUAUUUUAUUGUAUAAUCUGAUUUGAGUAUUAUAAAUGAUGAUAAGAAUAAAAUUGCUGACUUGGUUAACUA